AAGAAAAACAACUCAGAAAAAAAAAGUCUGCCCAAGCUGCAUCACCGUCACCAUCGCCAUCGUCUCACUGGGGCAGCGAUUUGUCCCGCAGGGAGGGAGGAUUUGACUGCCUUCCUUCUCGACUAAGGCUGCUGCGCCGGCCGGCCCCCGUUAUAAUCUCAGCCAUUUCCUCCCGCCCUCUCCACGCUCAACUCGAUCCCAAUCCGCGGAUCCACCCGAAUCGGCGGCACCGAUGACCAUGGAGGCGAAGCGCGAGGCCGGCGAGGAGGAGGAGUCGCGGCGCCCUCUUCUCCCGCCCUCUCCGUCGCCAGCGGCGGAGCACCAGCAGCAGUACCAGCACCUGGGGCGGAGCAGCUCGUCGGCGCUGCGCGGGGGCGGGGGAGGGUGGGGCGCGGAGGUCAGUGCCGCCGAGGUCAGGUCCGCCGCCUCCUUCUCCUCCUCCAACUACUACCCCACGGCGCCCAAUCCCCACCACGACGCCGUCGUCUACCCCCCGUCCAUCCACAGCGCCGUCCUCUCCCCAUCCCCGUCGUCUGCUGCCACUCCCCAGCAUACGCAUGGUUUGGCGAUUGUUCCUCAAGGGCCGUACGGUGGUGAUUACCAGCCUUCUCAGGGCGUCGCGAGGGAUGUACUGGAUGAGGUGGAGAUCCGGCAUCUGCUAAUUGAACAUGUUGGACAUCGAUGUUGUUGGGGAAGCCGGCCUGCUCGCACAUGGAAAAUUACAUCCAUUGAGGACUGCAAUGUAUAUGUUGGAACAUUGGAAACCUUUAUUGAGGAAAGAGACACCAUAUUAAAAAAGGAACCCUAUGAUGGUGGCAAAAUAGAUGGAAGAGACAAGGGUCCUGUUCUUGGUGUGUGGGAACUAGAUUUGAGAUCCGAGUUUCCUAUGCUCUUUGUACCGGAGAAAGAAGUAAUGGUCAAGAUUCCUCAUUCAGAAGUUACUGAAAAAUGCUUAGAUUGCGAGGGUCGUGGAGAGGCACCAUGUCCUACUUGCAAUGCUGGUCAGGAGCACGGGUUUUACAAGGCAAAUCAAAUGACUCGGUGCAGUGUAUGCCAUGGCAGGGGCCUACUCGCUCACCAAGAUGGAUCUGAUUCAGUAUGCGGGAUGUGCAAUGGUCAAGGAAUGUUGCCCUGCAUAGCAUGUGCAUCCCGUGGCCUAGUAACAUGCCAGACAUGUAAUGGCUGCGGUUCUCUUCUUGCACAAAGCACUGCUCAUGUUCGAUGGAAGACGCUUACAGUGAGAAAAGUUAGUGCAACAGCAGGAGCUGCUUCGGUCCCUGACGAAGUUUUCCAUAGAGCGCAAGGGGUGCAGCUAUGCAACAUACAGGCAUACCAAUGCACUCCCGCUUUCUUUGCCGAUUCAUACCCACUCAACCAGUUCUCGUCGGAGAUUGUUGCUAGCCGGCUGCCAAUUCCACCAUCCGCAAGAGUCAUUUCAGAGAGACACAUCAUCUCGGUUGUGCCUGUAACCCGUGUCACAAUGUCUCACCGUAAGCGGUCUUUUAGCUUCUACGUUGUUGGCUAUGGCAGGGAUGUUUUCAUCCGGGACUAUCCUUCGAAGUUUUGCUGGGGUCUUUGCCGUUGCUUUGAAUGGUUGGGGAACUAGUGCAUGUGCGUGCCAUCUUCUUUUGGUGUCCAAUGUUCAUACUAUCAAAAGUUGUGUGUACCUGUAGAGAGGCAUUGUGAUUUCUGGUGUGUUACGUUAUCUGUAGUGUUACAGUACGAAAGCUUCUGUAUGUACAUUUUGGGCUUGUGGAUCAUGUAAAUCGUGACUACCGAUUGUUCGGGGUGUAGAAAAUAAUUUACAUUUUCUUAUGAGAAAUAAUAAUGAGAAAAUAGUGGAUCAUGUA
Molecule: messenger RNA, 1850 nt
Organism: Hordeum vulgare subsp. vulgare (domesticated barley)
Lineage: Eukaryota; Viridiplantae; Streptophyta; Magnoliopsida; Poales; Poaceae
Product: protein SSUH2 homolog
Exons: 7
Coding region: 233-1606 (457 amino acids)
Source: RefSeq, a predicted model, not a curated record